Molecule: messenger RNA, 1335 nt
Organism: Acanthisitta chloris (rifleman)
Lineage: Eukaryota; Metazoa; Chordata; Aves; Passeriformes; Acanthisittidae
Product: coiled-coil domain-containing protein 108-like
Exons: 8
Source: RefSeq, a predicted model, not a curated record
AUGCUUGCUCAGGUGCCUGGUGUGCCCCAGGCCUCUGACUCGUCUCGAAAGUUGUGCGGAGGCUGUGUCAGGAAGGUGUCUGCAAGAGAGGCAAAGAAGAAGAAAGGUGUAUUCUGGGGCAUUGAGGUGGCUAAAACACUCAGUUGGCAUGGCUGGGAACUUGGACAAGAGAUGAUCAAACACCUGACCUUGAAAAAUGUUCAUGAGAAAACCCAGAAGCUGAGCUACAGAUGUCCUUCCACGCGAGCCUUCCUCACUGUUUUUCCACAGCCGAUUACUCUGAGACCUGGUAUGUCCUUCACUCUGCCCAUCGUUUUCCAGCCCACUGAAAAGAGGGAGUACAAAGACAGCAUCUGCUUUCAGAAAGCUGAGGGUGAGUUCUCUGUCACUCUGCGUGCCACACUUCCAUGCCUCCGUCUGUCCUUCCCAGCUGUUGUCCAGUUGCCUAUCUGUGCUGUCCACAAUGUCACGGAGACAACAUUCCCCGUGCACAAUGUUGGUGAUCUCAUUAUUGAGUUUGCCUGGGAGACACCAAGCCCUUUCUACAUGAUUCCUGACCAUGGCAUGCUGAACCCAGGUGCCAAGUGCAUGGUCAAGGUGGUCUUCCAACCCAAGGUGGCUGGGGUGCAUCAUGUGGCAGCAACAUGCUGCUUUGGAGGUGAAGAGAAACAAAAGAGGACAAUGCAGCUAAAAGCCCUGGCCAAAUACCCAUACCUGCGGGUGAGUGUGACAGGGAAAGACUACAAAGGUGUACAGCCUGCAAAGUUUCAGGAUGUGCUGUGCUUUGGAUCAGUGCCAGUGGGGACAACUGUGGAGAAGUGUGUUGAAAUCUUCAACAUGUCUGUGGUUGAUGCACCAUGUAGGAUAGAACGAGCAAAAGAUCCUCUGCUCCGUGGUCAUGUUUUCUCUUGUAAUGUGUCCCAUGAUGUUGUCCCUGCCAAAGGGAAGCUGGUCUUGUGCAUACAGUUUAAGCCUCAAAUAGUAGGAGAGCACAGUACUGACUAUUUCACUAUCAUAUCUGCUGGAUACCUCCUGGAGACUGUUCUGAAGGUGGUUGGCUCGUGUAAAGGUCCUUUGGUGUCCCUGAACCAAUAUUCUGUGGACUUCAACUGGAUCAAUCUUGGAGAAAGUUUGAUGCAGACACUGGAAAUCAGCAACAUGUCAGAUGUCCCAGCCUAUUAUCAGUUUGAUAUCGAUGGCAAAGGGAGCAUCUUCUCCUUGGAUCGUCCCCGUGGAGUCCUGGAGGGCAAAACAACACUAACACUGAAGGUGACCUUUCGACCUACUCACCCAAUUAUCUAUCACCGCAGAGUGGUGUGCCUUGUCCACCAUCAG